AACAACUAGAAGGCGCCUCGACCCACAAAGCUGCGGACUAACAUCAUAGUGCGGUGAACUGAAUAACAGAAGAGACGCGAUUGCAUGCUGCCCGAAGUUAUCUCACAUUUACGCGGUUCGUGUUGAGAGAGUUCUUGCUCUAACUCACAGAUCACGGAAAACGAAAAUAAACCGAGGCGCAUUGACCUAUCUCACCCGAUGCAUUUUUACGAUUUAUUUAUUUCAGACAAGUAAACGAAAAGUUUUGCAAAGUUUUCUCGUGUGUUGGUGACUGGAACUUUAUUUAAAAAUGGUGUGCUUCGAGAAAGGUUUAUUCGCAAGAUGAUGAGGAAUGGCCAGUUUUUGUUUGUUAGUGUUUACUGUGGCGCUAGCCCUAGCGGCUCCGGACUGGACGGAUUGCCCGUCGCCGUGUCGGUGCACUUGGAGUAACGGAAAAAAGACGGCAUUAUGCAAAAAAGCGGGCUUUACCGGUAUACCUGGCACUUUGGACGAAGGCAUGCAAGUGCUCGAUCUCUCGGGUAAUUUUUUGUCGAAACUGCCCAAAGCAGCGUUCAGAUCCGUAGGCCUAAUAAAUCUACAGCGAGUAUAUCUCUCACGUGCCGGUUUAACGGAAAUCCACCGUGACGCAUUCGUAGAUCUGAUCAUUCUAGUAGAAAUCGAUUUAUCUGAUAACGAAAUAUAUUCCCUGCACCCGGAAACAUUUCACGGAAACGAGAGACUGCGGAUACUUUACCUCAACGGUAAUCCUCUUAAAGAACUCGUUCGAGCUCAGUUCCCUACGUUACCUCAUCUUAGAACUUUGGAGUUGGAAAAUUGCCAUUUAAAAGUUAUAAACAGAGAAACAUUUAUCCAUUUAACCGCUUUAGAGACUCUUAAUUUAAAGUAUAAUCUUCUUCAGAAUCUGUCGGAAACAACCUUCAUGAACUUUGCUCAGUUGAAGACUUUAGCUUUAGACGGUAAUCCGUGGCGAUGUGAUUGUGAUUUGCGCGGAUUCAGAGACUGGUUUCUAGCGAGUAAACUGCAUUCUGUUCCUCUAAUUUGCUCAGAACCGAAAUUAUUGGGUGGUAAACUAUGGGACGAAAUUCCAUCCGAAGAAUUCGCAUGUGUACCGCAAGUGUUCGCGUACCCACAACAACAGGUGCAAGCAGAAGCAGGAGGAAAUGUAACUUUUGGUUGUCAUGUUCGCGGAGAUCCAGAACCUCAAGUUUUGUGGCUAUACGAAGGCCACCCCAUUAAUCAUACGUGGUUAGUUGUAGAAGCAGAAGAAGGACUGUUAGAUAAGUGGGCCAAUAUCAGCAUUUAUAACGUUAGUGAUGCCGACGUCGGUCGGUAUACGUGUGUUGCCAAAAACAUUCUUGACUCAACUUCCGUUAACGUCAGUUUAGUGCUUCCGGAAGUUGUCACUGCUACUACACUUAGUAAAUCAGACACGAAAAUGGUGUGGUGGAGUAUAGUGAUAGUGAGCAUCGCAGUGGGAUUUUCUGGUGUGAUAACAGUGAUAGCGGUUUGUUGUGUUAGGAACAGAGGUCAGAGAAGGAACAUUAAAGCCAGUGUCAGCUUCACAGACCAAGAAAAGAAGCUACUGGACGUUAGUAUUGCUACCACGACUGAUAGAGGAACCGGUAGUUGCGAAGCAUUAGGACCGGACCUAGACAUAAUGGAACCUCCGGUGCAUAUUACAAUAGAGAGGGAGCCCCCUUUACCACCGCUGGCAGUAUAUCCUCCACCGCCAGAGUUUUCAACUAAUACGCUGCCAGCGGGGGCAUACGGGAACAUCUUCAUCUCAGUGUCAGUAAGUCGAGAUCCUUCAGUUGAUGUUUCUAGGUGUCCUGAUCUACUGGACUUACCCCACAGGCCUAAACAAGUCUACCAUGGCAUGGCAACGUUGCCGCGACGGCCGUACGCCAUUCCACAGUACGACAACAUGGGUCCCAGGGUGACUGCAGGCGGAAGUUCCACACUGUCUCUUCCUGAUGCCUCUGCUGGUGUAGCUGUUACCCCCGUAGUGACGGAAUUACUCCCUCCCCCGCCGCCCCCUUGCGUUCAGCUCACCCCAGAGUUUGUCUCUCUCUAACCUCCCUGUGGUUAAUCUUCAAUUAGUGCCUUUGCUCACAUCAAUAUAUUAAUUUAUAUCUCUACAUUUAUCAGCAGGAUUUUGUCAAUAAGGUAAACAUAAUAUUUCCUAUUAGUUUGGUAAAUGUGAAAACGUUAUUCAAUAAUUUUGAUUGUGUAUAUUACGUAUAUAUUCCAAAUUGUUGUUCGUAAUAUAAUAGAUAUUGAAUUUAAAUUUUUAUUAUAAAAUUUUAACUGA
This is a messenger RNA of Diabrotica virgifera virgifera (western corn rootworm), 2311 nucleotides long. Its product is annotated as probable oxidoreductase PXDNL. The record is from RefSeq and is a predicted model, not a curated record. NCBI's taxonomy places the organism in Eukaryota, Metazoa, Arthropoda, Insecta, Coleoptera, Chrysomelidae. Bases 332 to 2074 code for a protein of 580 amino acids. Gene Ontology annotation, molecular function: protein binding. The transcript has a single exon.